Suillus plorans is the source of this 870-nucleotide messenger RNA. RefSeq names its product heterokaryon incompatibility protein-domain-containing protein. The transcript has 3 exons. Bases 1 to 870 code for a protein of 289 amino acids. Gene Ontology annotation, molecular function: protein binding. The record is from RefSeq and is a predicted model, not a curated record. Lineage: Eukaryota; Fungi; Basidiomycota; Agaricomycetes; Boletales; Suillaceae.
AUGCUAUGGGAGGAUGCGCUCCUCGAUGCGCAAAAGGUCACUGAGCUCAAUCCUUCGUCUCACAUUGGAUACGAGUUGACAUAUACAGCGCUGCGUGGCGCACAACGUUAUGAUGAGGCUAUCGAGGCCUUUAAAAUUAUGUUGUCUAAGCUGGAAAAUUCUCCCGAAGCACAGAUACGAGAUCUGCGUCAGCAGUAUGUCUGUCCAUUCGAAGCAGAAGAUGCUAUUCGAAGAGCAGUUGGGAUUGAACUCAGCAACGCCCCACUUCGUCUGCUCAACACCUCUACGGGUCUUUUGUGCGACCGAGUGGCACAGCUAAACUUCUUCAAAACAAGCCCAGAGUACAAGGAGCUUUUGUCAUCCAUAACAAAGCGUUCGGAUCUCCAAAUGGAACGCAUCAAGCAAGUAGUGACGAUGCACUUCCGUUGCGUCCUGCUAUCACAUAAGUGGGCAGAGACGGAGGCGCUGCUGCAUGACAUCAAGGACAAAGUCGUGUACGAGCUGAAUGAACUUGAUGGGAUCACGAAAUUGCAGUCGUUCUGCAAAGUUGCUCGUGAUGCGGGAUAUUGCUGGGCAUGGAUGGAUACAUGCUGCAUCGAUAAGAGCAACAACGUCGAGCUUCAAGAAUCGGUCAACUCCAUGUUCGUCUGGUACCGCCACUCAGCGCUCACCAUAGUCUACCUAUCCGAUGUCCCUCCUUCAUCCCAUCCUGGUGCACUGGCGAGUAGUGUUUGGAACGAGCGAGGAUGGACCUUUCAAGAAUUCGUCGCUCCGAAAGUCGUCAGAUUUUAUCAGAAGGAUUGGUCAUUAUAUCUCGACGAUCGCUCUCCCAACCACAAAGAGUCCUCAGCAAUCAUGGAGGAGUUGUAG